This is a messenger RNA of Electrophorus electricus (electric eel), 2956 nucleotides long. It is a transcript of the gene ssbp3a, whose product is annotated as single stranded DNA binding protein 3a. Gene Ontology annotation, cellular component: nucleus. Gene Ontology annotation, molecular function: protein binding; single-stranded DNA binding. The record is from RefSeq and is a predicted model, not a curated record. Lineage: Eukaryota; Metazoa; Chordata; Actinopteri; Gymnotiformes; Gymnotidae. Gene Ontology annotation, biological process: positive regulation of transcription by RNA polymerase II.
ACUGCAUUAUCGCAGUAGGAUGGGGUCACGAACGGGCUGCACGUUGACAGCUGGAACCUAAGAAACACGUCGUAGGCAAACGGUUUUACUCAGCACAAGUCAUGUUCGCAAAAGGGAAAGGUACAGUGGUGCCGUCGGACGGGCAAGCUCGGGAAAAGUUGGCGUUGUACGUCUACGAGUACUUGUUACAUGUCGGAGCGCAGAAGUCGGCACAGACCUUCCUAUCGGAGAUAAGAUGGGAGAAGAACAUAACGCUUGGAGAGCCACCGGGCUUUCUACACUCAUGGUGGUGUGUAUUUUGGGACCUCUAUUGUGCAGCCCCCGAGAGGAGGGACACGUGUGACCACUCCAGUGAAGCCAAAGCGUUCCAUGAUUACAGUGCGGCUGCAGCUGCUAGCCCAGUCCUGGGGAACAUGCCCUCCGGAGAUGGCAUGGCCGGUGGACCCAUGGCUCCUGGCUUCUUUCAGGGUCCAGCAGGCUCCCAGGCAUCCCCUCAUGCUCAGCCUCCACCUAACUCUAACGUGAUGGGAGCUCACGGACAGCCAUUUAUGUCACCACGCUAUGCUGGAGGACCCCGAGCACCAAUUAGAAUGGGCAACCAGGCUCCGGGAGGGCAACCUUUACCACCAAACUUAAUAGACCCAACACGGCCUCCAGGCCAUCCCAACCUGGGCCCCAUGCAGAGAAUGACCAUUCCCCGAGGCAUGGGCCCCAUGGGGCCCGGACUGCAGUCUGAUCCUUGGUUGUCAUUGCAGAACUACGGCGGUGGGAUGAGACCUCCAAAUUCUAUGGGUCCAAACAUGGCAGGAGUGAACAUGGGUCCAGGCACUGGUAGACCAUGGCCUAAUCCCAACAACGUUAACACGAUCCCAUAUUCUUCAUCAUCUCCUGGGACAUACGUGGGUCCGCCAGGAGGGGCAGGGGGGGGCUGUCCACCAGGAACGCCGAUCAUGCCAAGUCCAGCAGAUUCCACUAACUCGGGCGAAAACCUCUACACAAUGAUCAACUCGGUGCCUCCAGGAGGGAACAGACCCAGCUUCCCAAUGGGUCCAGAUGGUCCCCUGGGAGGGAUGGAGCCUCAACACAUGAACGGGUCAUUAGGUUCAGGUGACAUAGAUGGGCUUCCCAAGAACUCUCCAAAUAAUCUGAGCAGCAUGAGCAACCCACCUGGUACGCCGAGGGAUGACGGCGACUUGGGAGGCAACUUCCUUCACACUUUCCCAAAUGAGAACUACUCUCCAACGAUGACCAUGAGCGUGUGAUCAGUGACUGCGGCAGCGCUCCCAAGUGGCCCAGAAGCCACAUUGCAAGCUGAGAACAUCUACAACAGGGCGACAGACGAGUGGGACUUAAAUCUCACGCACUCGUGAGAACUCCACCUGACAGAUUCUUCAUGGUGCGGUCCAGCCAAAAUGGCAAAAACCGUCUGCAAGACCAGGGGUGGGCUGCUAGAGUCAGCUGAGCACUCAUCUUUUGUACAGAAAUUGGUUUGGUUUCAGUUUUUCCCUUUUUUUUUAAAUGAAUGUUUUAUUUGAUAUGUCUGCCGAGAUGCUGGAUCUCUUUGGAAGCCAUUAUAGGACCAGCAUAGUGGACCACAUACAAAACAAAAAUAAAGACAGUGAGGGGAAAAAAAACAAAUAUAAAAUAGAAGUAGAUAUUCUUCGGAAUUUUAACAACAUUCCACUAGACUGCCUGAAGAUUUCUUGUCAAUAUCAAAAACAUUUUUGGACUUUGUGUGCAACACAUUUACAGCUGCCUUGAGCUCACUUUACAGCUGGUUUAAGCCAUUUUGUCCUCUUACUUAAAAUAAACUGGUCUGAUUCUGCAGAGGAUGUCACUGACCAAGGGAAUAUCUGAAAGAUGGGGGUACCACUAGAAAAGAUGACCUCUUCUGUAUCAUAAAAUGUGUAGUCAAUUUUCAGAAAUGAACUCUGAGCUAUAAGCUUAUUUUCCCUUGUCUUUGAAGUUUAGGUGGUCAUCUUAUUUUAGAUUUGUUUAACAUUUAAGGAAUUUUAUAGUUUGUUUUUUUCUUAUAUUGUAAGCGAUUGGCCUAACCAUUUAUGUGUGCACCUGCAGUUUCCACAGUGAGGUAUAAAUAAAGAGACCUGGUCAUGAAGGGUGUCAGAUAUGCUAUCUUUUUCCUGGAUAUCCACUGGCAAAAAAACAACAACAAAAAAACCCCCCUGAAAUUCAUGACUUACUUUAAAAAGUGUGUCUGUAAUUCAAGGCAAAGGAGGUAUUUGUCUCCACUGGCCAGUGGCAGUACAGGUUGACUUUAGCUUCAGCGUCCUGCUGCUCUGCUUUCACAUUAUUCAUGAAAAAGUUAAGUAAUGAAUAGCAAACAGGUCUAAUGGAGAUCUGGGAGGUCCGGUAAACCUGAAGGUGAACUAUAGCUGCAUUUGAGUAAACUUUGGAAUAAUUUUAAUGAACUCCAAUGCAGGAAGUCCACCCAGGUGAAUCUUGUUCUUACAUACAGUUCCACUGUUUCAUUUAUUUUCCAUUGUAAUCCCAAUAACUUUUAUGUCCAAAUAUUGUCUUCUCAGGAGACUGAACUUUUUUGUUGAAAGUUAUCUGCUUUUAUAUGUUGGUAAGUGCUUUCUCUCUCUUAUCAGCAUGUUAAUAGUGCACAGGACAAGAGGACUACAGAUUAUUAAAUUUAAUCUAUUUUGAUAUGUUUGUUCACUUUGAGGCUUUCCUGUUUUGCUCCUCAGAGCUUGUGUCAAUGUGCUCAAAAAUACACUCUGGACCUGUAAUGUUAGCUGUAUUAUAUUUUUCUGCCAUAAGAAUGUAUAUUGUUUACAUUGUUCAUCUGAAACAAAGCUAAACAAAAAUGAGAAUGGCUGGUGAAAUUUUACUAAUUAAAUUAUUUUACGGUCCUUAUAAAACAGAUGAUGAAUGCAAUUAUUAUUUUCUGUCUCUCCUUGUUCUCUCAAAAAUAAACAUAUACAUGAAUGUA